Messenger RNA from Pseudopipra pipra, 1699 nucleotides. RefSeq lists its product as uncharacterized. Lineage: Eukaryota; Metazoa; Chordata; Aves; Passeriformes; Pipridae. The record is from RefSeq and is a predicted model, not a curated record. The transcript has 9 exons. The coding region runs from base 672 to 1628 and encodes 318 amino acids.
UCCCCCAAAAAUGCCAAGGCAGUGGAAAGAAUUCAAAAAGCUUCAUUUUGAAGACAAGAACAUUCAAAAGCAUACAAAGGAAAUUCUGCACCAGCUACAAGAGCACUGGGCCUGAGAAAGUCACUGAUCUCUUCCAGGCUUCUCUAUUAUCGCUGCCCCCCCGGCUCUCUCUGGCCCUGUAGCGUGUCUGUAAGCGUUCCCUCUGUGCUCCCGUUCCAGACAGAGAGGCUGAGGACUUGUCUGGUAAUGGGGGGAGGGAGAAAGCAGCCAAACUGCCUUUGAGAAAGAUGUUCCUUUUAGGCAGAAAAGCCGUCCUAAGGACCUAACUCUGUCUCCUCCUAACAAAAUCUUCUGCAAGCCUUUUCUAUCCUCACAAUCCAACCCAGGCAGUGAGGUCACAGCAGGGCUGUGAGGUCACAGAGCCCCGUGGUCCCACAGCACCACAAGGACCGACCACUCAGUCCCUGACUGCAACUGUUGCAGCAGCAGCGGCGGCGGCGGCAGUGUCAGAUUUGGUGGCGUUUGGACAGUGAUUACUGGACAGUGAUUACUGGACAGUGAUUACUGGACAGAGAUUGUAGAGCAGCGGUGUCAGGACAGGGGUGUCAGGACAGGGGUGUCAGGACAGUGGCAGCAGCAGUAGCUGCCGGCCGGUGUGAGGGCGAGGGGCCAUGGCCCUUGCUCUCCGCCUCUUCCUCCUCCUCCUCCUGGCAGUGGCCCUGCACGCCAGGGCUGCCCAGGCUGCUCCGGUGCCAGCGCGGGGAGCAGAUGAGAACACUGGGAAUGCUUCCCCCUUAGACUGGCUGCGUAAAGUUUUGCAGCCCUUGCAGCCUCCUGCAGGGGUGUCUGCAGGGAGGACUUUUCCAGCUCCUUUUCUGGUUCCUCGGCCCAAACUCCUCUCACAUGGCAGGGGUCCUCCAAGAGGCAAGAGCCAACGUCCAGGAGAGAAAAAGACCCAUGAGUCAAAUGAAGUUCUGAAAGAAAUUAUGAAGGAACUUCAGAAAGGGCGAGAGAUGGACCAAGGGGCUCUGUGGCAGGCGGCGUUCCCCAAAGGAAGCAGUGGCUCCGUGCCAGGCUCUGCUGAGGGCAGGGAGGCGAUGCCAGGCACGGGCACACGGGCCAAGCCUGGGGGUGACGGUGAUGAGGAACCCACAGUGGGGCCCAGGGCUGAGCCUCCGGAAGGUCGUGUGGGGGUGUCCGCAGGGAGGACUUUUCCAGCUCCUCUGCUGAUUCCUCUGAGCAAGACCAUCUCAUAUGGCAUGAAUGCAGCCGGUGCCACAACACGUGCUCCCAAGAUCCAGGAGAGCACUGGAAGAGAUUUCUGUUGGGGAACAGGCUGUUUGAGUGUGAUAGUGGCAAGCGUGUUGGAAGGGCUGCUUGCCAUCAUGUUGUGCUGUGCUGGAAUCUGGUACUGGCGGGUGAGAAAAUGGCUCCUCUCUGCUCCUGCUCCAGCCCAGCCAAACACCUCGGGCAGGAAGAGCUGGACCUCUCAUCUCUGCUCUUCCUGCCCAAAGCCGGCCGUGCUGACGCAGCUGAAGAAUGACCUUCUCACCCUCCUGGUCCAGCUGCCACAAAAAGGAGCCCCUCUGCCCCUGAGCCCUGUGGCCCCACCCUCCAGCCCAGUCUAAAGGUGGUCCUGCCCUGCCAGGGUAGGGAUUUGGGCCACCUUAACGUACAAAUAAAUAGAAAUAAACCCUCA